GACUGAAAGACUUGUAUCCAUGGUCAUGAAUAAAAAAAAAAAAUCUUUCUGUCAGUGUCAGUUAGCCAAUCGGCACUAGUGUGAUUGUGCAAUGUUGUUGUGUUGUCGUGUCGAUCCUUUGUCGGUCAGAUUUUUACGCCGGUUGUUUUGUGAUUAUAAUAUUCUUUCCCGUUAAUUUCAGCGUAGUGUCCUAGAAUGCAGAUCACUGACUAACGAUUGACAACAUUUAAAAUGCUUUUAAGAUUGAUACGCAUUUGAAGUUGUGAUUGUUGGUUAAAAACACGUUUGUUUUUGGUGAUGGACUUUUGUGUCAUGUGAUUUACGACGGGAGUUUAUUAAACUGCUGUGAUAAUGGAACCAGGAGUUGUGGAUGAAAAUUUCCUGAACUUCGAUGCCGAUCAUUUGCAGAGCAUAGUUUCCGAAUUGACCUCAGAGGACGAUUUGACAAACAUCGGCUCAGAAUUCAUAGUGAACAAAGGGCUGCGCUUCAGGAAGAAUGAAAGCGUGCCGAAAAUAGAUGUCUCUUCCUCCAUUCCCGAUCGCCUGAAGAAACGAGCCAGCUUGAAGUUAUACAGGGCGCGAGAGCGGGACUUCAAACAAGACAUGAGUCAGACAGAGCACAGGGCGGACGCGCUACCUUGGAUGUUCCCAACGCCCGGCCGCAUGCCUGCCGUGCCCACGCUGGUGGAGUCAUGCAACCGCUUCAUGUGUCUCACGUCCCGUCUCAAGUCUCGCGAGACCUCGGACCCUGAUAAGCCUCCAGAUGUUCCUGAUGAGUUCCGUCCUCAGUCCGAGGAGGAGUUGCCAGAGAGCCGCGUCAACUUCCACAAGACGUUCAGCAUGCUCAUCAACAUGGGGAACAACGUGGAGAAAGGAUGCCGGAGGACUAUAAGCCGCGAGGAACAAGUGUGGCAGAAUGAACUAAAGGACCUGAUAUGGCUGGAGCUGCAGGCUAAUGUUGCGGGCCGAACGCUCGCGCAGCAGGACGCCUAUCUGUGCGCGCAACGCAACGCUGUGCCUACGAUACUGCAGAAUAUCAUGGAAUACAAGUUCGUGAACUCUGAGAAGUGCCAGUCUCGAUCGUCCAUGCUGUGUACGGUGGAGGGGUCGCGGGAGGACCUCACGGACUGCGACCGUGCUUCUGGGGGCUGCAACUCUUUCCAAGACGCCGCCCAGCCUGGGUGUUUAUCGUUCAACUGCCGCAACUGCACAGACGCCAUAGGCAAGGCUAUGAGAGAGAUCAGUACUCUGCUGGACUCAUUCGACAGCGCCGUGGAGCUGUAUCCUUCCAGCAAAGCCAUGACAGUCGAGCACCCGCUGAUUGCGACUAACGCAUUCAAAAAUAGACUUCGGGCGAUGUGUGUUUGGUUCAACACGGCGCUGCAUAUGCGGCUGAAGGUGCUCGCGGUGCGCCGCAUGAUGCGCUCGUUGCGGCUUAAGGGCCGGCGCCGGGACCCAUGCGCCGCCGUCAGCCGGCAAUCUUCUAAUGGCGAGACGAGUCGACAUUGCCAAGUCCGCUUCAACAUUAGCGGUGAUCCGAGCAGUUCUAGCAACAGCGAGGCCAGCAACCACUCUGAAGUUAGCAAGGAAAGCCCCAAAGACGAUGAAUCUAUUAGAGACGACACUUCAAAGUCAAAUAGUGACGUGGAAACCAAAGACUGUGAGGAGAAGGUGGUUGACGAUGAAGUUGAUAGCGGCAUCUCUCAUGGUGAAACUUCAGAUCGUACAGGCGAUGCCACGCCUGAAAUAGUGAUAUCAGACACCAAAUACGGUACUGCCGACACCACCGGCUCCACUGACAGCGGAUACAGUACGGGAACACUGGCGGAGUGUCCGCGAUCUCCAGAUGUGUUCGAAUUGGGGGCUCUAGACGAUCUCACGAGAUUGAGGCUGCUCGACCAAUGUGCUGUGUCUCCGUACAGAGAGUAUCACCACGAGAUGCUGAAGACUCAAGGCGUGCGACGGUGCAUGAUGUUCAUCAAUAAGCUACGCAAAAACGUACUGCAUAAGGUCCACAUUACAUUGGAGAAGCCCGAUAGUAUGCCUUCAGACAGUUUCCAAGAGGAGGAGACGGUGCGAGUGUUUGACGACACCAAGGACCUCGACAAGGCGGAACCGCCGCGAGACGAGGAGCUCGAGAAGACAAACGAACUCAGACGAUACGGCAGUUGGUCUGCCGAAUGCCUCGCGAUGAGGCUGCCGUCGUACCGGAACCACUUCCUGCUACUGAGCAGCAUUUGUAUGGAGGCAGUACACGACUACCUGUCCCUGAGGCUCGAGACGCGCCCGGAGAGACCGUCCUGUCUCACUGUCAAACAGCUAAUCCACGAACUGAAGGAAGGUCUGGACAUAUCGACGGAAAUGCGUCACGACUUCGUCGGCAACGUGGGCGCCGCGCUACACGGAUAUGACGUCACGCCGUCCGCCCGUAGAGACCUGCUGUUGGUUCUACGGACAUACGACGCUACCGUCGAGAGUGUGCUCAAGCAAUACCUCUCCUACCUAUCAUUGAUGUCGGAGACAGAACACAUGGCAAAAGCGUGGCUUCAGGCAGAAUGGGCAUUCACCGCAACUCUCGCGCGUCGAGGCCGCAGCGCUGCCUUGCUCGCCCCAAUAACUUUCUCUGAGAUAACGUGUAACCAAAUCACAAGACUGUUGAAGGAGUUCAAGAACAAGUUCGAUAAUCUAGUCCAAUUAGAGAAGUCUGUUCAGCAAACACCGAACAGGUACAGCGCGUAUGUGAUGUGUCGCGCUGUGCAGGAGGUUUACGCGCGUUGGCGCGAACCGCUGCUACAGGCGUGCGCGUGGGCGCGCGCGCUAUGUGGGCGACUGGCGCGUGCGCAUCCACCCGCCUUCCACGCGCAACGCGCCGCCAUACUGGACAAACUCAUGUCUAUGAGAGAGUUCACUUUGAAACACACAGAAAUAGUUCUGGAGAGGACGAGGAUACCAGACGAAGAGCUGGAUCUUACAGAAGGACUAGUCACAAGGGUCAGGGAGCUGUUGCUGCAGAUGUUCAAACUAGGGUUCGAGCUACACAAAGAGUUAUACAAGUUGGUUCAAUCGCCGAAACCAGAGGCACGUUUGAGACGAGAGAGACCAGCUUCACUUCAACCGUUACGACCCCGACAGUCCGUACAACCCAGGCGACGGAGGCCGGAAACCAUGAUCAUCAAUCAGAAUAUCAACUCUAUGAUACACAAGGAGCUGCAACGCGCGGUGAACGAAGUGCCGGGCCGCAUGACGAUGCCGCGUCGAUCGCUCGCGAACUCCCCGCCUAAAAUAACGUUGCGAGCAAAGUUCUCCAGAUCUGAGAGCAUUGGGGAAGACGCGGUGUUUGAUGACAAGAUGUUUGACAACUACGCAGAGAACCACCAGGAAACGUGUAUAGAACGUUUGCUAUCCGGCGAAGAAAAUCAACAAGAGCAAGUCCAGCUCAGAGGCGGAAGCGUGAGCGAUGCGAGCGCUCAGAGCGAAGAGCGGGAAUGGGCGGCUAAAGUCGCACGCGCCGUCAUAGAGUUUGCGCGCUGCUGGAUGAGAUUCGUAGUCGAGCGAUGUGACCGGGGGAGGGGACUGCGGCCCAGAUGGGCUAGCCAAGGACUGGAAUUUUUAAUGCUUGCCUGCGAUCCAUGCAACACCAAACAUCUCAGUGAAGAAGAGUUUGAGGAGCUGAAGGAGUUAAUGGACGGAUGCAUCUCCCACGUGGUGGGGUCUCGGCCCCGCGCUGACGUCACGCUCGCGCCGCGGCCUCGCCACAGGCUACAGAGUCCUUCACCGAGCAGUCCCAACUCGUACUCAAACUUGAUGACAGCGUCUCCUCCUUCAGCGGAGGAACAGCCCGCAUACCAGUCACUCGACCAUAUCACGCACAAGAAACGCGUGAUCCGAGCAGUGCGUCUUCUAGAAGAAUCUCGGGACGAAAAACUACAGGAAAUGAAGGCAGUAGGCCGCGUCCUGGGGGCUGCGGUGUCCAGCUACGAGCCCAGACUCAAGCAGGUCACCUUCAAGUGGCAGCGGGGUCUGAAGAUUGGGGCUGGUACCUUCGGGAAGGUGUACACAGUGGUUAACACGGAGAGCGGACAACUUCUAGCGAUGAAAGAACUCAGCAUAGGCGCCGGCGAUAGGAGAGCUCUACAACGCGCGGCCAAUGAACUGCAAGUACUCGAGGGGGUCAUUCACCCCCACCUGGUGCGGUACUACGGCUGCGAGUUACAUCGGGAAGAAAUGCUGAUCUUCAUGGAGCUAUGCGUGGAAGGAUCCCUGGAAGCUCUAGUGGCCACGUCGGGCGCUUUAGCUGAACAAACUGUCAGAAGAUACACGAAGCAACUGCUAAGCGCUGUACAAGAGCUGCAUUCUAGGAAUAUAGUGCACAGGGAUAUUAAGAGCGGGAACAUAUUCCUGACAAACGAAGGUCACUGCCUGAAGCUGGGCGACUUCGGAUGUGCCGUGAAGAUACGAGCCAAUACUACCGCACCCGGAGAACUGCAGGGAUUCGUGGGCACCCAAGCGUAUAUGGCGCCCGAAGUGUUCAUGAAGUCGUCGGGGCACGGCCGCGCCGCGGAUAUCUGGUCGUUGGGAUGUGUUGUCACAGAAAUGGCUUCCGGAAAGCGUCCGUUCUCGGAGUACGACAGCAACUACCAGAUAAUGUUCGUAGUCGGGAUGGGUGGUCGGCCGGAGAUCCCCCCCUCGUUGUCGGAGGAGGGCACACACUUCUGCACCCUGUGCCUCACCCACGACCCUGACUCCAGGGCGAGGGCCUCGCACCUGUGUCUGCACCACUUCCUGAUGGUUAAGAAUGACGAUGACUGCAAAUGUCAGCCGGCGUAUCUUAUAACAUGAAUACAGUCAAUAUGAUACUGAUAUGUCUAAUCCGAGCAAGACUAUACCUAAAGAAGUUAUGAACUUUUGACUCUUAAUGAAAAUAAUAAGGUAUUUGACAGUGUUAAAAAUAAAGUGCCAAUUGUUAGCAUCUCUGUUUAGAAUGAAUAUUGGCAGGAGUUUUUAAUAUUUUUUACUAAAAAAAUAUUCAUAAUUUUACUUAAAACUAACGAAAAGAUAAUAGUUUUCUUAUCUUAUGUCACGUGACCCAAAACGCUUGGGAUUGGCGGAGCCUAAAAUGACGUCACACGCAAGUAAACUUCCGGUUACAGUGACAUUACAUUGUAUCGUUUGACGUUUUAAUAACAGUCGUGUGACGUCACACGCUAGUAAGACGCCAUAUUGCCAAGAGAAACGUUUUCGCGGCAACUUGAAAAUGGAAUUUUUGAUUUGGUUAUUUUUGCUGAAAUACACAACAGAAUGAUGAAUAUCUGCUUUUUAUGGACUCGAUAAACAUUAGUCAAUAACGUGAGAUCGUUUUCUAAAACUUGUCAAAUACCCUAUUUUUGACCUAAGAUAUUGAAAUCUUCGACUGUAUGACAGAGUUGUAUGUUGUUAUUCUUGAGAAUACGUAAUUAUGUGCCAUCAACUUUAAUAUAGAUUAAUACACUUAGAUAAUUGAUUCGUUUUAAAAGGAUGUUCCUUUAACGCUAGUGGAGUACAUUUUUUGGAUGAUGAGAAUCGAUUUUUAUGUACUUACCUAUUUAAGUAACAAAGUUUUCAUUCAUUAUGCAUAAUAAAGUAAAGACUGUUAUGCAAUUUUGAAAACGCAAAAAGGCAUUGUGUUAAAAUUGUAUACGUGUUUGUGCGAGUUGACUUAGUAUAUAUAAUGUUUCUAGUUGUAAUUUGAAAAAAUAAUCAAUUAAUAAAUGCAAAUAUAAAAAAAAUGCAAAUAUUCGACAUCACCGCCAAGGUUUUUGCCAUUCAUCUAAAUGCGAUUGCAUUGUAUCUUUUUUUUUUACUCUAAAGAAAAUUAUACUAGAAAUAAUCCACGCGGACUAGACAACAGACAGGACUCGAACCUACACCGGGUGGAUGCACCGACCAUUAUGCUACCGCAGCCCUAAUGGUCGUGGCGAAUUUCUUAAAGUAUUAGCCUGCAAGGCAGCGCCAUCUCUUCCCAUAACUCACAAUGUUUAACGAAUAACUUUACAAGUAUUAAACAUUUGAAAGAAGCUUUUAAGCUUUUAACUGCUAGAUGCUUAAAUCUACAGAAAUUUUUACUAGAAAAAAUCCACUUGGACCAGGCAGCAGUCGGGACUCGAACCCUCACCCUCCGCUAUCCGGGCGGAUGCACUGACCAAUACUGCCUUGCAGGCUAAGAACUACUAGAGGAAAAUCGACAAGCCCAUAAGGGCCGCGGUAGCAUAGUGGUCAGUACAUUGUAUCUUUAAAAUGUCAUAAUAAAAUUUUAAUAUAGUGGAAAUUCUUUUUAUUGAUUUUGAAUAAAUAACAUAAUAUCUUUAGAAAAUAUAACUAGAAAAAAUUCCACGCGGACCGAACCGCAGACGGGACUCCAACCCGCACUCUUCGCUAUCCGGGCGAAUGCACUGACCAAAAUUAUAAAUAACAUAAUAUUUUAUUCCAAAGAUUAUAAAAUUUAAAUAUGGUUUUUAAUUGCAUGCAAAUAAUUAGUUACAAUGAAAUAGUAAAAGGACUGAAAAAGGAUAUUCAACACAGUCAAUAAAGUUCAGUUUUAAUUUGAAAAAUUAAAUAAAUAAUCACAAUAUUCAAUUUAAAUCACUACUGAAUAUCAUUUAUUAGCACAUAUAUAAUUCGCACUUGUAUGAAACUAAAAGACGUGUUGUAAAUAUAGAAACUAGAAACAUGUGCAUAAAUAUUAUAAAUAUGAAAACAGUGAUCAGAGGCGACGAGCGUGCCAACAUACGCGUCCUAAGGAGAUUGUAUUUCUAUUUUGUUGGUAGCUUUUUUUCGAGACUUAGGGUGUAUUCCGUAAUAUAUACCAGUAUGCUGGCCAGUGCUAAUGACGUCAUGAAUCGACGCUAUACUGGUGAAGUUCCGAAAUAUACUGGCCAGUGCACUGACGUCAUAAAUCGACGAAAUAUUAAAAAUAGUGCGAAUAAAAAAGAUUUUUUAUUCACCUCAUCAAUUAAAAGGAAUUCUUUUUGUUCGGAUGCCAUUAUUGUGCUUUAAAUAAAAAAGAAAUAAAAUUAGAAUGCAUCUCACGCACGUUCGGUGAUACGUCAUAUUCGUUUUCCCGGUAAAAAUAUGGUAGCAUACCAGUACAAUAUGGCGUCGGAUUCGUGACGUCAUUACCACUGACCAGUGUACUUAUGUAUAUUUCGUAAUACACCCUUAAUGUGUGGUUUCGCGGCCAACUUCAUGGUGUUACUUUUGUGUUACAGUGACGCGCGCGCAUCUUAAAAUUUCACUCAUUUUUUCAUAACGCGCCUAAAGAAGUAUAACUUUAAAAACUUAUGCCUAUGGCUUAAGCAUUAAACAGAACUUUAAAUCAAAUUAUCAUUUAGGAUUCUUCUAGAAUCGGUAGCUAUUUUUUAUGGGCGCAUACGAAGCGAAAACCAGUAAUAAAUAAUAUUUAAAUAUCGCAGACCCCGUUUUAUUACAUCUAUUUUUAUAUUACAUUGCAAAGCUUUUAUUUCAUAACUAGCGGCCCGCCCUCGCUUCGCUGCGGUGUGGAGCUGAAGUGUAGACUACAGUUUUUGUUCUCGGGCUUGUAUUAUACACAAUGACAUUCAUCUAUGAUUCUUCUUAUACCUGCAUGCAAAGUCUCAGCCCGAUCGGUUUAAAAUUGACAAAGUUUCAUACAAACUGUCAUUCCCUAUUUUAUCCCCUUGGGGGUAGAAUUGGUCAAAAUCCUUUCUUAGCGGAUGCCUACGUCAUAACAUCUACCUGCAUGCCAAAUUUCAGCCCGAUCCGUCCAGUGGUUUGGGCUGUGCGUUGAUAGAUCACUAUGUCAGUCAGUCACCUUUGAGUUUUAUAUUAUACUAGCGGACCCGACAGACGUUGUCCUGUCUACACGUCUUUGUGAAUCUAAACCAUUCUCAGAUCCCCUUGAACACACACAAAAAAUUUCAUCAAAAUCGGUCCAGUCGGCCAGUGGUUUGGGCUGUGCGUUGAUAGAUCACUAUAUCAGUCAGUCACCUUUGAGUUUUAUAUGGUGCGACCUGAAAAACUGAAUUUGUAAAUAGCAAACAGAAAAUAGGAGAUAUUCUUCUUAUGAAACUGUUUAUGAGCGAAAUAGUUAAAAUCUCGGUAUGGAUAUCAAUGCACCCAUUGAUGAUGUCGGACUUUUAUCUACCCUGACGGCCCCCCUAGGGGAGACUAGGACUUCUGUAGUACUGAUGUCUGCCCUAGGUUGGGGAGAUCUCAGAACUUACUUGUAAAAUUGUAUAUUGAGUAUCCGUAUAUAUCCUUUCACAACUCUGUCAUGUUUAGCCACAACUGGCCACUUGAAAAUAAAUAAGUUUGAAUUUUUUAAGCAUAUAGCUGCUCCAUGUUUAAAUCUAAAGAAAAUAUUACUAGAAAAUAUUCUACGCCGACCAGUGCAUUCGCCCGGAUAGCGAAGGGUGCGGGUUCGAGUCCCGGCUGCUGACUGGAAUUUUUCUUAGUUAUAUUUUCUUUAAAUAAAUAAGUUUUUAUUUAGUCCGACAACUAUCUGAUUCUUAGUAAGAGAUAAGGCAACCAGUGUUUAGUCUUAUUUAUAGUAUUGUAUUUUGAACAAAAAAUAGAAAUAUGUUAGUAACUAAAUUCUUAGUCACAUAUUAAUUGAUCGCUUUCAACUCGGAUCUUGCUGUUUUGUAUGAAAAAAGUAUCUCAAAAUCGUAGUCCCAAAGUUGAGAGCGAUUUCUUAAUACGGGUCUUAAAAUCUUAUCUAUUACUGCUGAUAGUAGAAAUAACUCGUAUUUCGUUAUAAGCAUAAUAAUAUUGUUUUUUGCAGUUAACUUUUUGUAUGCAUUUAAUAUUGUAUGUCAAAAUAAAUUUGUAAUUUUAGGUUAGAAUAUACAAUCAAUAAUCAAUGUAUGUAUAUAUUUUUGCGAUGUAUAGAAACAUAUUUUCGUAGUUAUUUUUAAAUGUGUGUUUGUUGUUAAAUAUGAGUGAUCACUCAUAUUGUGUGUGUAAAUAUAUUUUUAUUAUAAAAUAUUAAAUUAUAGCAUGUUAUUUUUGUAGCUAAACGAAAUGUAUUUUACCACUUUGUUAUGUAUGGACGGACGGCAGACAGAAAUAAAAAUUUUCAUUUUAAA
Messenger RNA from Chilo suppressalis (striped riceborer), 9101 nucleotides. Lineage: Eukaryota; Metazoa; Arthropoda; Insecta; Lepidoptera; Crambidae. The record is from the annotation of a GenBank genome assembly.